Drosophila montana is the source of this 452-nucleotide messenger RNA. Its product is annotated as cytochrome b-c1 complex subunit 10-like. Gene Ontology annotation, biological process: mitochondrial electron transport, ubiquinol to cytochrome c. The record is from RefSeq and is a predicted model, not a curated record. Gene Ontology annotation, cellular component: mitochondrial inner membrane. The transcript is spliced from 2 exons. Bases 108 to 305 code for a protein of 65 amino acids. NCBI's taxonomy places the organism in Eukaryota, Metazoa, Arthropoda, Insecta, Diptera, Drosophilidae.
UAUAAACUUAGAUUCAAAAUUCGUUCGUUUACUUUGACAAACUGUUUUACAGUCUAUUCAACUUGGAAUUUUUAACGACUUACGAAUUAUCAAUUAUUAUUCAAGCCAUGGAUCAUGUCAAGAAAUUCUUAUGUACGAUCAAGCCGACCAAGGGCCAACAGGAGAUGGCCAAAGCUUUCAUACCCUCGGCUGGCUAUUUUGGCAUGGCCGGCGUUUUGGCUCUGAUCUACUUCACCGACUGGCGUCUGAUUACGAACUAUAUCCCACUCUAUAACACAAAGUACCCAAAGCCUGAGACUAAAUAGAUGUAUUACCUCUCCUUCGUAGUAUUCUAUAUUUGGAUCUCAGACUUUACCCAAACUGUGCCACAUUAUCGACACUAUUUUUAUAUGUUUUCUUACAUUUUUGGUAAGGUCUUUCAACUAGUUAAAUAAACAUCAUAAAUUUAAAAA